AUGCACCAAAUCCACUAUAGGAACGUCCUGUCACCAAAAUUCGCGCACGAACUCACCAAGCAACAGAGAAGGGAUGCGCUGAGAUAUUUGAUGUUCCUGAAGGAGAAGCGAUGCGGGAAAAUAAAAGCUAGAGGUUGCGCUGAUGGAAGGAGCCAGCGACUGUACACGCCAAAGGAAGAUGCUUCAGCCCCUACAGUGAGAACCGAAUCAUUCAUCAUCACAUGCGCCAUUGAUGCCAAAGAAGGGCGAAAGGUGAUGACAAUUGACAUUCCCGGAGCCUUUAUGCAGGCAGACAUCGACGACGUUGUCCAUGUGAAGUUUGAAGGCGAGAUAGCCAACCUGCUAACCAAGGUUGAUCCGAGCUUGUAUACAAAAUACGUGGCGUAUGAAGGAAAGAAGCCAGUGAUCUACGCUCAGCUGAACAAGAACUUGUAUGGGACCUUAAAAGGAGCCAUUCAAUGGUGGAAAAAUCUUUCCGAGUUCCUCAUUAAUGAAUUGGGAUACGAAGCGAACCCAUACGACAGCUGCGUGGUCAAUAAGACAAUCAACGGUAAACAGUGUACCAUUAUCUGGCAUGUUGAUGAUUUGAAAAUCUCACAUGUCGAGCAAGGGGUACUUGAUGAUUUGGCCGACAAGCUAAGCGAACGGUAUGGCAAGGAAGCGCCCCUCACUAUCCAAAGAGGAGAAGUGCAUGAAUAUGUUGGAGUUACAAUUGAUUUCAGCGAGAAAGGGAAGGUGAAGUUUUCGAUGGACGACUAUGUGGAUCGUCUACUGGAAGAGGCACCAGAGGAUAUGAAGGGGGUAGCAACAUCACCGGCCGCGAAUCCGAAAAUGUUGGAACAACGCCUUGGAUGCCGAUCGGUAGCACCAGUCAAGUGA
Messenger RNA from Cylindrotheca closterium, 879 nucleotides. Lineage: Eukaryota; Bacillariophyta; Bacillariophyceae; Bacillariales; Bacillariaceae. The record is from the annotation of a GenBank genome assembly.